Molecule: messenger RNA, 1806 nt
Organism: Caenorhabditis angaria
Lineage: Eukaryota; Metazoa; Nematoda; Chromadorea; Rhabditida; Rhabditidae
Source: the annotation of a GenBank genome assembly
AUGGUCGUCGUCGAAUUGUCACAGGAAGACUAUGUAAGUUUCAAAUUGCCGUGAGAAAACAGUUUUGUUUUUGUUUACAGGAAUCGAUCAAUGGAAUCCGCCAAAGAGUUCUCGAAGUGAAAAAAUGGACGGUAAAUUUUUGUUUUUUUUCAAUAUUUGUAUUUUCAUUUGAUAUUUCCAGGGGUACAUCGAUAUUGUUGCGAGCGAGGAAAUCAAAUUGCGCACAAGAAGCUUGUUUGCCCAAUGCCAAGAAAUCCGGGCGGAAAUUCAAGAUUUUAUGAUCCAUUAUCAUCAAAGUGCUGAUAAUCAAGUAAGUUAUAUUAUUUCCAAAUUUAAGAAGCAAAAAAUGAUCCACCACAAAGUCUUAAACAAUUGAUUCCUAGUCAAAAAUUUAAUUUUUAGUCGAAUCGGGAACCGAUCAAUAAAUACAGACCAGCCACGAAGCCCCUAAAAAGUUCAUUACCCUGAAUCCUGCAGUUAUUUUUUUGGUGAAACUUAGUGUGUAUAAUACUUCGACUAUGCUGGAAUCGAUCACAGAGGCAGAAAUUGAUAUUUCAGCCUUGUUGAACAAUAAGAGGGCAUCAAACUGAGAAUUUUGACUUUACGGAUAAAAAUCAACAUGGUAAUGUUAGUUUUUCCUCCAAGUUAAAAAAAAAUUCCAGGAAUCCGAUAAUUAUUUUUCACUUAAAAAUUUUUAACUGUAAUCAUUUGUUCACAUUUUCCCUCACAAUUCAAUUUUUUAGGAAAAAAUCGCCCGCCUUCGCAAUCGAGUUGUGACUCUUUACCAAGUUUAUCAUCAAUUAUCAACCGAUCACAGUGCUCAACUUGUUUCGGGUUUUAAGAGAGAAAAAUGAUGGACGAGAGGAUUGAGAUUUUAUAUGCAUUGUAUAUUUUGUUGAUAUUUUUGUUGCACUUUUUGAUCCUUUACAAUCGCUCAAAUAUAUACAUUAUUGUUAAUAUAACCUUGUUGAAUAUGUGUUUUAUUGUGUUCAAACAUAAUCGGUGAACUCUUCCGAUUUUUUAUUUUCUAUUGAUGCUUUAUUUAUGAAACCAAAAGUUAAUCGAAAAAUAAUGAUGAAACCUAUACAAUUUUUCUAGUUAUCUUUCUCCAAAUAUUUUGAAUAGGCUUCAUUCGAAAUGACCUUCACCAUCCAGACGUUUCUAUAGAAAAAAAUAGGUGCAACACAUUUCUUUUCACAAUUUUUUACCCGGUUCAAAAACACACUUCUUCUUACGCUCCUCCCACUAUCUCACUUUGAUAAUUUAUUUUGUUCCCGUUUCAUUCUGUGCUGUUCACAAUAGAAUAUGUUUUUGCAGAUGUCGUUCGAUUUGUUUGAUUUUCCAAACAGAUUCAAUCCAUAUAUUCCUCCUGAUCCAUAUUAUCUCAUCUCCAUUGAACAAUUGGUAUGUUUUUGAAUAGAUUACGGUACUUCAAAUAUUAUGAUUUUUCAGAAGGUGAAACGAUUUUUGAUGGAAAACAUCGAGAGCAUCUUUGAUAAGGAGCAAGUAAUCUAUCAAAAAACAACGGCUGAGAAUGCGCAGAAACUCAUCAAUGAAACCGAAGCCGUUUAUUAUGAAGUCGGACAAGUUUUGACUGUUUUUGAUUACCAUGUGAGUUUGAGUUGAACCUGGACAGGGCUGAGAUGUUUCGGAUUUUUCCUCAAACAUUUGAUAUUUCAGCUCAACAUGGGUGAACUCCUCAACAGAACUAUUGCCUUGCUUCGAUACACUGGUGUUAUUCUCACUUAUCCACCUUAUUUCCAAAUUCCUCCACUUGAGGCGUUCCACAACAAUCCGUACAUGUAA